Messenger RNA from Amaranthus tricolor (Joseph's coat), 1258 nucleotides. RefSeq names its product transcription factor TCP15-like. Gene Ontology annotation, molecular function: DNA-binding transcription factor activity; sequence-specific DNA binding. The transcript has a single exon. Gene Ontology annotation, cellular component: nucleus. The record is from RefSeq and is a predicted model, not a curated record. Lineage: Eukaryota; Viridiplantae; Streptophyta; Magnoliopsida; Caryophyllales; Amaranthaceae. The coding region runs from base 148 to 1044 and encodes 298 amino acids.
AUCAUAUAUCACUCCUACUCUCCCGAGUCCUCCCCUCUCAAAAAAAAAAGUUCUACUCUCAAGACCCACCAUCAAUUUGGCGGGUCUACAACCCAACCCACAUCCCAUUUUUUUCUUAUAAAAAAUUAUAACAAAAUAAUUAGAACCAUGGAAAAUGAUCAAACUACGUCCCUUCCGGGCCCAAAAAAACCGGCCCCUAAGCGAACCUCAACCAAAGACCGUCACACGAAAGUUGAUGGUCGAGGUAGGAGAAUUCGAAUGCCGGCGCAAUGUGCUGCGCGCGUCUUCCAGCUGACCCGUGAAUUGGGUCACCGGUCUGAUGGUGAAACUAUCGAGUGGCUUCUUCAACAAGCUGAACCGGCUGUUAUUGCUGCUACAGGAACCGGGACUAUUCCAGCUAAUUUUACUUCCCUUAGUCUUUCGGUUCGUCGCUCCGGUUCAACCGUUUCUUCCGGUUUACAUUCUAGACCUUUUGGGUAUAGUAACAAUUAUUUUGGUAAUAAUAACUUGUACGUUAGUCCUCCUAAUUGGUUGGGAUUUUCUAAUAUGUUGAUGAUUAACGGUGAUCAUCAGUUGAGUGAUCCAAGCCAUCAAAUUAAUAUAUUUCCUAAUAGUGGCUUGGUGGAAUUAUCCUCUAGUUCUUCCCCUACGUUACUUAAUCUACACCCUAGUGGAGAUUCUAACACGUAUGAUGGGAAAAAAUGUGCUUCUGAAGUGGACGAAAAUGAUGAUGAUGACAAAGAUCCGAAUCAGGAUUUAAAUGUUGGUCAUGGGUCGGGCCACGGGCCAGGAUUUGGUACGAGUAAUAGCAACAACGGUACAGUUGCAAGUGGGUUGCAUUUGAUGAAUUUUGUCAAUAAUAACAACAACAAUAAUACGCCAAUGGGAUAUUUCACCGGACAGUCGAUGGCGGGUCCUAGUGGUGGCGGUUUCAAUGGGCCGUUUGGGCCGAAUAACGGUCUAAGACAUGUGGCACCGGGUACAAUGAUAGGAUCCCACCCUCAAGAAGGAUCUAAUAACGUGAAUCAUGGAGACGCUAGCUAGGAGCUAGCUAGUAACUAUAAGCAACUAGUUGCUAGGUAUGUUAUUUAAUUUGUAGAUCAAUCUAAGUAAUUAAUGAAAUUAAUCAAGUGAGCAUAAGAAAGUUAUUGUUGAUUAAUUGUGUUGAUAUAAUUAAGUUUUUGACUUUUGUUUCUAUUGAAUUAUUGAAUUAUAUAAAAUAAGAAUUUUUUGUGUGAAUUUGAAAGGUGAAAAUUUC